This is a messenger RNA of Asparagus officinalis (garden asparagus), 309 nucleotides long. RefSeq names its product protein PXR1-like. The transcript is spliced from 3 exons. Bases 34 to 294 code for a protein of 86 amino acids. The record is from RefSeq and is a predicted model, not a curated record. Lineage: Eukaryota; Viridiplantae; Streptophyta; Magnoliopsida; Asparagales; Asparagaceae.
UCUCCAAAUUACAAGGGGGAAGGGGAAAAAACGAUGGGAAGCGAAGGGAAGUCGAGGAAGCGGCGAUCCUCUCCUGUUUCAUCUCAAGAUGAUGAGGAUGAAAGAAGCAAGAAGCACAGAAAGAGAGAAGAUAGAAAGAGUCGAAGAGAUGAUGAGAAGAAGGAACGGAAGAAAAAGAGUGAGAAGUCUCAUAAGCAUUCAAAGAGCGGAGAUGAAAAAGAGAAGAAGCUGAAGGGGAAGCAUAAACACCGAAAGAAGCAUUUGGAUUCAGUAAGUAGUCUAAUCUUUUAUUGAUAAUUCCUUUCACUC